GGUCAAGGUGAAUGUCGCUCAACACAAUAUGGCGCUUUUGAUCUACUUGAUGCGUAUGGUGAAGGCGUUACUUGAUAAUAGUUCUCUUUUUCUUGAAAAAUAUGUGAGUCUAUAUAUCAUAAAAAGAUUACCUGCAUUGAAAUCUAUGUACUAAGAUAGUAUUAGGCAGGUACUGUAGUAUAUGUGGUUUAAAAUAUGGUAGAGUAUUGACUUUGAAAAUUUUAUUCUAGCUUCAUGAACUCAUCCCUGCAGUUGCUACAUGUGUCAUAAGUCGUCAAGUUUGUGCCAAACCAGAAACUGAUAAUCAUUGGGCACUUCGAGAGUUUGGAUCUAAGUUAUUGUCACAGAUGUGUAGGUAAAUAGUAUGAUAUGGAAAGCACAAGAAUAUUUUGAAACUCUUCCUCCUCACUUCUAAGGCGGUGUCUCUACACCCCAUGUCUGUUACGUCAAAUUAAUGGGUUCUCCCCUUAUUUGAGUAUAUGUUUUGCGGACAUUUUAAGGACCAUUUGUUGUUGUAAAUAUGUAAUUUUAAGGACCAAUAGACUGCACUAUUUAUUGCACUCUUGCCCCGAUGGCCUCGUUUUCAUGUGGGUAUUUCCUCAUGUUUUAUGCAUGCACAAUAGAGUUAUUAAGUAAGGAUAGGCUUGUGAUUGGGAUCAAGAUCAAAGAGAAAUAUUCAUGCACGAAACACGAGAUACAACCUUGGCAAACAUGUUAACAUGGAAACGAUGCCGUAUAAAUGACCAUUGGGAUAAAAGUGCAAUAAAUAGUAAAGUUUAUCCAACAAUGUCCGCGGGACAUCGCGCAUUACGUGUUUAUCCGCGUUUGACGUCAUUAUGAAAAAGGUCUAUUUUCAGCUUCUCACAGGCCAUUGUUGAGGUGACUGAAAAAUGAUCAUUUCGUGAAAUGACAGUUGUGAGAUUCAAAAUAUCGAGGAAGCCCACACUGCAGCAAUACAUUCAUUUGUUGUUUGACAACCUUCUGUCCGUUGUUCAACUCGGUUUCUUAUAUAUCAUUGUGUCUCUAGAAUGUUCAGUACAACAACUAACAAUAUCCAGCAACGUAUUACGAAGACACUGUGCAAGGUACGACUUCAAAAAGAUAAUUUAUUAUGUUACUAAUAAAAAGGAAGCUAUGAAGGUAUUGUUUGGUAUUAUGUGGCAAUGUGGAUAAAAACCACCGACCGAUACAAUUUAGCUCCAGUAAAAAUAGAUUGAGCAGUCAGUCGAGAUUUGCCAUAGGACGGUUGGUUAAAUUCCUGGGGCCAGUUGUUCGAAAGCCGAUCAGCUUAACCCUAGGUUAACCUAAAAUUCAAAGCAAGCUUCCCAAGAGCUUAUCUAUAAAUUUGGAAAUAUUUCUUCAGAGAUCUUGUCUGGAUCGAUAGGAGCUUCUCUGAAGUUUUGAAAUAAACAGACGUGCAGAAAUACACAAACUAAAACAGCAGGUUAAAUUUUAACCCAGGGUUAGCGCUAACCCACCUUUGAACAGCCGGCUCCUAAAGUAUACCAUAGUCUGAUUAGUGUAAUUAAAAAAGGAACAGCAAAUAACCAAAACCUUUCAUAUAUGGGACCCUAUUGCAUAUCGCUGUUAGUUUGCACCGAUGUUAUGCGGCAUUUGUAGUAGAAGUUUCAACAAUUACUGCAAAUUUCAAACCACUUCCAUACCAAAUAUCUUCAAUGCAAAUGACCAUUAUAUUUCAGGCACUUCAGAAUGCCAAAGCACCUUUAGCCACCCACUACGGCGCAAUAGCAGGUCUCGCUGAAAUGGGAACUGAGGUAAUACUGAAAUAAUUAAUAUGUACAAUAAUAUUGUAUUGC
Paramuricea clavata is the source of this 1817-nucleotide messenger RNA. The record is from the annotation of a GenBank genome assembly. NCBI's taxonomy places the organism in Eukaryota, Metazoa, Cnidaria, Anthozoa, Malacalcyonacea, Plexauridae.